AUGGACAAGUUUACUGGAAUGACUGCAAAAGAAACUGUGGAGCAAGUCGCCGCCUCGCUCGGUUGCCCUACAACCUCUGAGCAGGUGGCCACUUUCUUGGACGACUAUGAUGAGUUAAGACACCUCAGGGAGAACUUUUUGGUGCCUAAAAUAGCAGAUCUACCUCCCUCGGAUCUGUCGCUGGUCGAUGGCACCAAAGACAGCAUCUAUUUGGUGGGUAACUCGCUGGGUCUGCAGCCCAAAAUGGCCAAGAAGUACCUGGAGGAGGAGCUGGAAAAGUGGGCUAAAAUGGGUGUGCACGGCCAUAUGGAGGGGUCACGACCUUGGGCCUGGGCUGAGAACAACUUGGAGGAGCUCAUGGGAAGAGUAGUUGGAGCGAAACCGGAAGAGGUGGCACUGAUGAACGGACUGACCGUCAAUUUACACCUGCUAAUGCUAUCAUUCUACCAACCUACAGCUACGCGGCACAAGAUAGUUCUGGAAGACAAAGCCUUCCCUUCAGAUCACUACGCUGUUGAGUCACAGAUCCGACUACGAGGAUUUGACCCCGAGCAGAGCAUGUUGUUGCUAAAGCCCAGACCAGGGGAAGAGACUCUUCGAACAGAGGACAUCCUGGACAUGAUUGAGAAAGAAAGUGCCUCUGUGGCUGUUGUGAUGCUCAGCGGAGUUCAGUACUACACUGGUCAGCUGUUCAACAUGGCCGCCAUCACCAAGGCUGCCCAGAACAAGGGCUGCUUGGUGGGCUUCGACCUAGCUCACGCAGUAGGAAAUGUUGAUCUGCAGCUGCACGAGUGGGGAGUGGACUUUGCUUGCUGGUGCUCUUACAAGUAUUUAAACUCUGGUUGUGGUGGGAUUGCUGGAGCAUUUAUCCAUGAGAAACAUCAAUACACUGUUAAACCUGCGCUGACAGGGUGGUGGGGACAUGACUUGAAAACCCGAUUCCAGAUGAACAAUGUGCUGGAGCUGCAGCCUGGAGUGAGAGGCUUCAGACUAUCCAACCAGCCCGUUCUCCUCGUGUGUCCCCUGCAGGCUAGUUUGGAGGUUUUUAACAUGACCAACAUGCAGGCGCUACGCAGGAAGUCUGUGCUGCUAACGGGCUACUUAGAGUAUUUAAUUGGGCAUUACUAUAGCAAGGAUCCUGGUCGUCCCAGUAAACCUCAUGUCCGCAUCAUCACACCCUCUGACCCGGAGCAGAGAGGCUGCCAGUUGUCAUUCUGCUUCUCCGUGCCAAUCCAGAGAGUCUUCCAAGAGCUGGAGAAGAGAGGGGUGGUUUGUGACAUGCGACAGCCAAGUGUGUUGCGCAUUGCGCCGGUGCCACUCUACAACUCUUUCAGUGAUGUCCAUCGCUUCAUCAACACUUUAGGGGAGGCGAUUGCCACCAGCUGCCAGUGA
This is a messenger RNA of Nerophis lumbriciformis (worm pipefish), 1392 nucleotides long. The record is from RefSeq and is a predicted model, not a curated record. Lineage: Eukaryota; Metazoa; Chordata; Actinopteri; Syngnathiformes; Syngnathidae.